AUGGCUGGCCGGCUGCCUGCCCUGUGGAAGCGUUUCUCGUCCACCAUCACCCCGAGGCCUAUCCCACCAAAAGCUCACCACCACGCCCCGAUUCCCGACCAUGCGUUCCCCAGGGGCUACGUCCUGACCGGUCUUCACGCUGGCGUGAAGAAAACAGGAGCACUCGACCUUGCGCUGAUCUUGUCUACGACCCCCGACCCAGCAUCGGCUGCGGCGUGCUUCACGCGCAACGCUUUCAAGGCCGCGCCAGUUGUGGUAUCAGAAGAGGUGCUUCAGCGCAAUGGAGGGACCGCCCGAGCUGUCGUGGUCAACAGCGGGUGUGCUAACGCUGUGACAGGAAAACAGGGCAUGGAGGACGCAUGGGCGAUGGUUCGUGCCACUGACGCGCUCUCCGGCGCAGACAAGGCAGGAGCAAACCAGACGUUGGUGAUGUCCACCGGUGUCAUUGGUCAAUAUCUGCCCAUUGCAAAAAUUAUUGCAGGAAUCCAGUCCCAGGCCGCUCAGAAUAACAGUCUUGGGUCGACGUUCGACGCAUGGGAGAGGGCGGCGAAGGCAUUGAUGACCACGGACACAUUUCCGAAACUGCGUGCGCGCACCUUCACGAUCAAUGGGAAGGAAUAUCGUAUGGCGGGGAUGGACAAGGGCGCAGGGAUGAUCCACCCGGACAUGGGUCCGCCCAGGACCAUUGGACAGCUGCACGCGACUUUGCUUGGAUGCAUCUUGACCGAUGCGGCCGUCUCAAGGCGCAGUCUGCAAUCUGCCCUCACGUAUGCAGUGGACCGCAGCUUCAACUCGAUCAGCGUUGAUGGCGACAUGUCGACGAAUGACACGAUCCUGGUGCUUGCGAACGGCGCUGCUGUCACCGGGUCGGGUAUACUGGAGGAGAUCGAUGAGGAACGAGACCCUGCUGCCUAUGAGAUUUUCAGGGAUGAGUUUACUGCGUUCGCGACGGAUUUGGCUCAAUUGGUAGUGAGAGACGGCGAGGGCGCUACGAAGUUCAUCACGGUAUCUGUGGAGGGUGCCGCAACAUAUGCGGAUGCUCACCUUAUCGCAUCGCGCAUCUCCACUUCUGCGCUAGUCAAAACUGCACUGUACGGCCAGGAUGCCAACUGGGGUCGCAUCCUAGCUGCGACAGGUUCCGUACCGCUAUCGACACCGCUUGACCCGAAGCGCGUCAGCGUUUCAUUCAUCCCCACGGAUGGCUCACCAGUGCUCCCGCUUCUCGUGAACGGCGAGCCCGAAAUGGUCGACGAGGCCCGCGCGAAGGAGAUUCUCAGUGUAGAAGACCUGGAGGUGCGCGUCCAGCUCGGUAUCGGGAAGGAGAGUGCGAAGUACUGGACGUGUGAUUUCAGCUAUGACUACGUCAGGAUUAACGGGGACUACAGGAGUUAG
This is a messenger RNA of Laetiporus sulphureus 93-53, 1392 nucleotides long. Its product is annotated as arginine biosynthesis bifunctional protein ArgJ beta chain. Lineage: Eukaryota; Fungi; Basidiomycota; Agaricomycetes; Polyporales; Laetiporaceae. Gene Ontology annotation, biological process: L-ornithine biosynthetic process; L-arginine biosynthetic process. The coding region runs from base 1 to 1392 and encodes 463 amino acids. The record is from RefSeq and is a predicted model, not a curated record. Gene Ontology annotation, molecular function: L-glutamate N-acetyltransferase activity, acting on acetyl-CoA as donor; L-glutamate N-acetyltransferase activity, acting on acetyl-L-ornithine as donor. Gene Ontology annotation, cellular component: mitochondrial matrix. The transcript is spliced from 4 exons.